ACGAACUUAAUAAACAAGUGAAGACCUAUCACAUUUUGCAGUUUCAACAAAUAAAUAUCCCAAAAUUUAGUGGCGGCGAGAGGGAAACCAAAAUUCGCGAGAGAGAAGUAUGUCGAAGACGCUGGUGCAACCGGUAGGGCAAAAGAGGUUGACUAAUGUUGCAGUGGUUCGUCUCAAAAAGCAAGGCAAUCGCUUCGAGAUCGCUUGUUACAAGAAUAAGGUCCUUUCAUGGCGGUCUGGCGUGGAGAAGGAUAUAGAUGAAGUGCUACAGUCGCAUACUGUUUAUUCAAAUGUUUCGAAAGGAGUUCUUGCAAAAUCGAAAGACUUGAUGAAGUCGUUUGGAUCAGAUGAUCAUACGAAAAUAUGCAUCGAUAUUUUGGAGAAAGGAGAGCUUCAAGUUGCUGGAAAAGAAAGAGAAUCACAGUUCUCAAGCCAGUUUCGGGAUAUAGCAACGAUUGUUAUGCAGAAAACUAUCAACCCUGAAACACAACGACCUUAUACCAUCAGCAUGGUAGAGCGCCUAAUGCAUGAAAUUCAUUUUGCUGUUGAUCCUCAUAGUAAUUCCAAGAAGCAGGCACUUGAUGUCAUCCGUGAGCUGCAAAAGCACUUCCCUAUAAAGCGUUCUCCAAUGAGACUGCGUCUUACUGUUCCUGUUCAAAAUUUCCCCUCGCUUCUGGAGAAGCUAAAAGAAUGGGAUGGUAGUGUUGUCUCCAAAGACGAAUCUGGAACACAGAUGUCCACUGUCUGCGAGAUGGAACCGGGCCUAUUCCGAGAGUGUGAUUCCCAUGUGAGGAGUAUCCAGGGAAGACUAGAAAUACUCGCUGUAUCAGUUCAUGCAGAAGGUGACACAAGCAUGGAUCAUUACGAUGAGCAUGAUGAUAUGGCAUUGCAAACCCACAAGCCGUUGUUACCUGCUGAGACUGAGACUAAGGAUUUGACCGAUCCCGUCGUUGAACUUAGCAAGAAACUGCAGAAGCAAGAGAUAAGUACUACAGAUAACAUAAAGCAAGAAGGUGGAGAAGAAAAGAAGGGGACCAAGUGCAGCACUUGCAACACGUUCGUUGGAGAGGCUAAGCAAUACAGAGAGCACUGUAAGAGUGAUUGGCACAAACACAACCUUAAGCGUAAGACUCGGAAACUCCCUCCUAUUAGUGCUGACGAAUGCAUGUCUGAGAUUGACAUGGACGACUCUAGAGCAGAUUUGAAAGACUACUCUUUCUGAAACUACAAUUUUCUCCUUUUGUGCUUUUAAUUUUGUCAAUGUGUUAAAUCUCGUAGUCAUAUGUGAGUAUGAAUACACAAAACUUGUGGAAUGAAAUUUUGCGCAAACUUUAAGAGUAAAAACUUGUGUUUAAGAGACAAGCUUGGAUAUUUGGUAUUUGAUUAAUAACUGUGACCAAACAAUAGACAUCGUACGGCUUGUGGUAUUUCAUUGCACUAACAACAAAAAAUCAUGACCGAUCAGCAUCGUUCAAGAGCAUUGCACAUAUUUAACGUUGUGGUCAGAAUUUAGGGAAGUUUGGUUAACACAUGGAAGAGACCAGAGAGAUAAAUGAAGGAUAGAGCUUGAUUCAUUGCCUCCCUGAUGAUGUGCCCUAAGGAACACACACCGAUAGAAAGAUGUACAUUAUAAACUAUAAAGCAUAAGAAAAACUCCCCAAAGUAAAAAAAGAAACAGUAACUCAAGAGAUGGUAUUGGUGAUUGUGGAGGUGACCUAGAAACCAGUUAUUGAUACAAAGAUUUGACUCUUCCUUUCUUAAGCACAAUAUCACGGCUUAUUGGCCUAUCCUUAUCCUGAGUUUGAAGAUGUGUGAUGCUGCGCAAGCAGAACAUUACCCUUUCAGUGUCUCUUCUUCCUCUUCUUCAUUUCACGCGUUCCAAUCAAAAUUGUUGAAACCAUUCACUGCUCCUAAAAGUUGGUUUCCUAAAUCCUGUUGACCGUUUGGAUCCCGCACCAUCAUCCCAACUCUUCCGUUCAUGAGACUAUUGUUACCGUUUAUAUUAUUGAUUCCGUUUGCUGCCAUGGAUUGACCAAUCCCACCACCAAACCCACCAGCACCUCCAAUAUUUGUGUUGUUGUUGUUGUUCACUUGGCCAUUCAUCAGUAAAACACCAGAACUAUUUACAUUAGCUUGACCCUUCCCAUCAUUCCCGAAAGACCCAUGCCCAACCAUGCUUCCUCCUGAGCUAUUAUUAUGAGCUUGGUUGUUCAUCAGGAUUUCAUUCAGUAUCUUCUGCACCGAGCUAGACUCGUUUCCAUCAACCUCACCUGCCUGUUGCAUUGCUGGUGAGUUUGUGGAACCCAUGUGAUUAACAGAUGGUAUCCCGUUUUGAGAGGGAUUAUUGUUAUUAGAUGAGGAUGUUGGAGACUGAAAUGUUGGCAGGUUGUGUUGUUGCUGCGAUGAUGAUGGCACCAUGGUACCCGAGGAACUAGGUGAUUGCAUCUGAACAGAGUUUCCUCCAUAGGGGCUGUUUGGAGGAUUGUAAGCAGCAUUCUGAUGUCUUCCCUUCAUUGAAUUCUGGUGGAUGAGCCCUGCGAUGCUGCUGGUGGAAGUGGAUGCAGAGGCUGCAUUAAAGGCAUAAUUUACACCAUUGCUUGGAUUACCCUGCAUUAGUGCAACUUGCCUACUACUUUGAUCACUGUUUGUAUUCUGGGAAACUGUUUGCUGCUGCUGCUGUUGUUGUUGUUGUUGUUG
Arabidopsis thaliana (thale cress) is the source of this 2697-nucleotide messenger RNA. Its product is annotated as sequence-specific DNA binding transcription factor. The transcript has 5 exons. The record is from RefSeq and is marked reviewed. NCBI's taxonomy places the organism in Eukaryota, Viridiplantae, Streptophyta, Magnoliopsida, Brassicales, Brassicaceae. Gene Ontology annotation, molecular function: zinc ion binding; nucleic acid binding. Gene Ontology annotation, cellular component: nucleus; cytoplasm. The coding region runs from base 110 to 1222 and encodes 370 amino acids. Gene Ontology annotation, biological process: ribosome biogenesis; cytosolic ribosome assembly.